CUUCUAUCACUAAUAAUGAUGGAUGAUCAACUAGCACAUUGGAUUAUCACACGUUGUGUAGAAUUUACCAAAAGUUCUUCAACUUCAUACGAUCCACGAGUUCAGGUAACAACAAUCCAGACACUGAAUGGAAUGUUAUCAUCUUGGUACCCAGAUGAUUUGCUAGAGGUUCUUUACCAAUAUGGUACAUUGGACAAUUUCUUCAAUGAUUUUAUACCCUCACUAGAGCUAAAUCAUACACAACUGCUAUGCCAGUACUCGUAUCAGACAAGAGGACUACCCGUGGUAAAGCAUGAUGGAUCAGCCAUGUUUGUUAUUACAAAAGAUAUUACUGAGUUUCUUCCUGUUCAACAUGUAUGCUGCGAUUUAGAUAAGGAGAUUAGGGAAGUGACAACUAAUAUGGCAAUGACAAACGAAUCCUACGUACAUCGCAAUGAGAUCCGAAGUAAACUCAAUACUAUGUUGAAUAAUAGCUGGUUUAAUAGAGGAUUGCAGGUAUCAACAUUUGGAUCCACAGCUACGGGGCUGGGUACGGACAAUGCGGAUCUUGAUUUAUGCAUUUCUGGACCUUGCUUUCAACCCCUGGAUGACCCUAUCAAGCUGAAAAAAACAGAAGGAUCCAUUUACAAUAUGACAUUUUUGGCCAGAAAAUUACGCAAAAUUGGCAUGAGACAAGUGAAGCCCAUUACAGCAGCCCAUGUCCCCAUCUGUAAAUUUCGGGAUCCUCGAUUCAAAAUCAACUGCGAUAUCAAUACCAAUAAUCUCCACGGCAUUGAAAAUACAAACAUGAUUAUUCAAUAUAUGCACUUAGACACGCGUAUACGACCCGUUUUGUUUGCUCUCAAGUUAUUUAUAGAAGCCAAAGAGAUUAAUAACACGCGAAGAGGAUUUUUGAAUAGCUACGCGUUUAUUCUAAUAGCGUUGCAUUAUUUAAUGUAUGUACAAGAGCCACCUGUAAUCCCUUGUCUUCAGAAUUUAUCGCUUAAAUCAUGUAUCACUGGUACUUGCAACAACAACGAGAAAAGGACGAUCCAAGGUCGUGAUGUGCGUUAUCAUAGCUGUAUACGUGUUGUAAAUACCAUGGCACCUCAGUUUGAUAGUAAAACCGUGUCUCAAGAUAAUAAUCCUACUCUCUGGUAUGGGAAAAAUACUAAAAAUGUAGGCGACCUUAUACUCGAAUUAUUUGCAUGGAUGUCGAACCCAUUUAAUUUAGUUAAGCCCAUGUCAUUGACAAUUAAUGGGCAUGUGCAUUUACCUUGGGGAUGGAAGGGAAGUCAAGUGGUUUUUCCCGAUCCCUUUGAUCCUGACAGGAACAUCGCGCGAUCCUGCACUUCAGCAGGAGUUGAAACAAUCUCACAAGAAUUUAAAUUGGCGUGUGAUACAUUAAACAAAGGGCUGAAGUUUAUGGACGUGUUGAAACCAAACAAUUAUGCCACAUAGAAACCUAAAAAAAAUUAUUCCC
Mucor mucedo is the source of this 1462-nucleotide messenger RNA. RefSeq lists its product as uncharacterized. Gene Ontology annotation, molecular function: nucleotidyltransferase activity. Gene Ontology annotation, biological process: RNA 3'-end processing. NCBI's taxonomy places the organism in Eukaryota, Fungi, Mucoromycota, Mucoromycetes, Mucorales, Mucoraceae. The record is from RefSeq and is a predicted model, not a curated record. Bases 16 to 1440 code for a protein of 474 amino acids. The transcript is spliced from 5 exons.